Messenger RNA from Centruroides sculpturatus (bark scorpion), 1579 nucleotides. Its product is annotated as long chain acyl-CoA synthetase 8-like. Bases 123 to 1439 code for a protein of 438 amino acids. The record is from RefSeq and is a predicted model, not a curated record. The transcript is spliced from 11 exons. Lineage: Eukaryota; Metazoa; Arthropoda; Arachnida; Scorpiones; Buthidae. Gene Ontology annotation, cellular component: endoplasmic reticulum; lipid droplet; plasma membrane. Gene Ontology annotation, molecular function: palmitoyl-CoA ligase activity. Gene Ontology annotation, biological process: long-chain fatty-acyl-CoA metabolic process; long-chain fatty acid metabolic process; neuron differentiation.
GUUAGUUAUAUAAGAAGUAAUUUGCCUAUAGAAAUAGAGAAUUCUAAAUACAGUAAUAAAUAUAUUUUUCAGGCUCAAAUAUCCAAUUGGAAGCGCCUUCUUCCGACGACUUGGCUUUGAUCAUGUACACCAGCGGAUCCACUGCCGAACCCAAAGGAGUGUUGAUUACUCACAAGUGUAUACUGAAUUGUUCUCAAGGGUUAUACGAUAUAUUUAAUCCCAUGUUUGACAAAGACAGCGUUCAUCUGGCGUAUCUUCCCUUGGCUCAUAUCUACGAAGUGAUGUGUGAGAUAUUGUUCUUGGGAAUGGGAGUUGGCAUCGGUUAUUCUUCUUCGCUUACCAUGUCGGAUAAGUCUCCGGGGAUCGAAACGGGUACCUGUAAAGGAGAUAUCAGUGUACUCAGACCAACUUACAUGAGUUGUGUUCCUUUAGUACUAGACAGAAUUCGAAAGUCGAUAUUAGAAGCGGUGGAUGCCAAGGGAACAAUCUUCCGAAUCUUCUUCAAUUUCGCCAUUAAAUACAAGUCUUUUUGGAAGAAGAAUGGCUUCCAGACUCCUAUCUUAAACAGAUUGUUAUUCGACCGUCUUCGGACAAUAGUGGGAGGACGAUUAAAGCUUCUCACUGUGGGAGGAGCACCUCUCUCCCCCGAGACGCAACUUUUCAUAGAAACUUCUCUGGAUGCUCGCCUUCUUGCGGCGUACGGAAUGACCGAGAUAGCAGGAGCCUGUACCUUGACAGAUUUGGACGACUACAGUAUUGGAAGAGUGGGUGGUCCUGUGUGCACCUCUAUACUCCCUCUGGUCGAAUGGGAAGAUGGCAAUUAUUAUCCUACCGACAAACCUUAUCCUCGAGGAGAAUUGCUGGUUGGUGGAAAAUGUCUCUCGAACGGAUAUUUCAAGAAAGACGAACUGACUCAAGAAAGCUUUCGAGAAGAAAACGGAAUGAGAUGGUUCUACACGGGUGACAUCGUCGAAAUCCAUCCCGACGGUUGCAUCAAAGUCAUAGAUAGAAAAAAGGAUUUGAUAAAGCUGCAGUACGGGGAGUACGUACCGUUGGGCAAAGUAGAGAGCGUGCUGAAGACGUGUCCUCUGAUGGAUAACAUCUGUGUUUUUGGCAACGGUUUCAAAGAUUACGUUGUGGCUCUGAUGGUUCCCAAUAGAGUUCAGUUAGAACUUUUGGCUAAAGAAUUAGGCAAGGAAAGAAUGGACAUCCAAAGUCUUUGCGCCGACGAAGAAAUGAACGAAUGUGCCACCAAAAUCGUGCAGAAACACGGAAAAAGCUGCAAUUUGAUGAGGAAAGAAAUUCCUAAAUACGUCAAACUCUGUUCCGAAGAAUGGUUACCAGAAAGUGGUUUCGUCACGGGAGCGUUGAAAGUUCGACGAAAGGUCAUCCAAAAUUUUUAUAAAGAAACUCUGGAGAAUUUGAUGAAAAAGAAUUAAGGUGAAGAAGUGUUUCCAAGAAGUUGUUGUCAUUAUAAACUGAAAAUUUGUCUAUUGAAAUUAACGGCGAUUACUUAAAAAUGUUAAAAUAGGGGACAAAUUGACAAUGAAGCACACCAUAAGUAAAAUUAUAACAUACA